AUGUCUGCCCGCUCCGCCCCCAAAGCUGAUCUGGGCACGGUGCUCGUCGUCGGCGGCAACGGCUUCCUCGGACACCACAUCGUCAACCAGGCCCUCGACGACUGGCACUGCCGGCGCGUCGUCUCGGUCGACCUGCGCUGCGACCGCCACCGCCGUCCCGACGCUGCCUACCACGAGUGCGACAUCACCGACGGGCCCAAGCUCGCGGCGCUGCUCGACGACAUCCGCCCCGACGUCGUCAUCCACACGGCCUCGCCCGUCGCCAGCGACAACGCCGUCCACCGGGACCUCUUCCGCCGCGUCAACGUCGACGGCACGCGCGCCGUCAUCGCGGCCUGCCAAAAGGCCGCCGUCAAGGCCCUCGUCUACACCUCGUCGGCCAGCGUCGUCAGCGACUUCCAGCACGACCUGCUCAACGCCGACGAGCGCUGGCCCGUCAUCCGCGCCCCCCAGCAGCUCGAGUACUACUCCGAGACAAAGGCCGCCGCCGAGGAGCUCGUCACCCAGGCCAACCGCGCCGCCCCCACGCCCGCCUUCCUCACCGCCUCCAUCCGCCCCGCCGGCAUCUUUGGCGAGGGCGACGUCCAGGCCCUCGCCGGCCUGCUCGCCGCCUACCGCACCGGCAAGUCCAACGUCCAGCUCGGCGACAACAACAACAUCUUUGACUUUACCUACGUCGGCAACGUCGCCCACGCCCACCUCCUCGCCGCCCGCCUGCUGCUGGCCACCGCCGCCGCCGCCACCACCCCGCUCGACCACGAGCGCGUCGACGGCGAGGUCUUCUUCGUCACCAACGACGAGCCCGUCUACUUUUGGGACUUUGCCCGCGCCGUCUGGCGCGCCGCCGGCAACCCCGCCGGCACCGCUGGCGUCUGGCAAAUCUCCCGCGACAUCUCACUGCUGCUCGGCAUGGCGAGCGAAAUCUUCAACUCGAUUGUGCAGAAGAAGCCUACGUUUACCAAGCAGCGCGCCAUCCUCUCCACCAUGACGAGGUACUACAACAUCACAAAGGCCAAGAUGGUGCUCGGCUACGAGCCCCAGUGGACUCUGCAGGAAGGCGUCGACCGCGGCGUGAAAUGGUUCCUGGAAAAUGAAAAGGCGCAAAAGUAA
Molecule: messenger RNA, 1110 nt
Organism: Cordyceps militaris CM01
Lineage: Eukaryota; Fungi; Ascomycota; Sordariomycetes; Hypocreales; Cordycipitaceae
Product: C-3 sterol dehydrogenase/C-4 decarboxylase family protein
Exons: 1
Coding region: 1-1110 (369 amino acids)
Biological process (GO): steroid biosynthetic process
Molecular function (GO): 3-beta-hydroxy-Delta5-steroid dehydrogenase (NAD+) activity
Source: RefSeq, a predicted model, not a curated record